AUGACUUUCCCUUCCACAAUUCAUUCCAAAUUCUUGUCCGCAGGCAACGAGUUAGGGGUAGUAGCCGUCGGGUUUUCCGGUGGCCAGUGCAAACCAGGCGUGGACGCCGCGCCCACCGCCCUCAUAUCCGCCGGCCUCCUUACCCAGCUGAAAGAGGACUUGGGCUAUACACUGCAUCACGAUGACACAGUCCACAACUACUCCAGCCUCAUACCCUCCUCCGACCCAGACUACCGCAACAUGAAGAACCCACUCGCAGUCAGCGCCGUUACGAAGCAGCUGUCCAAUCAAGUGUACGAGCACGCAAAGCACGGCCGCCUGGUGCUGACUUUGGGCGGCGACCACUCCAUCGCGAUUGGCACAAUCGCGGGCACGUCUAGAGCCAUCAAGGAAAGACUUGGUAGGGAAAUGGCGGUGAUUUGGGUGGACGCACACGCAGAUAUCAACACGCCGGAGACGAGCGAAAGCGGCAACAUUCAUGGUAUGCCCGUUGCUUUUCUGACCGGACUCGCAAAGGAAGAGAAGGCAGAUAUGUUUGGGUGGCUGGGAGAAGAGAAGGCUUUGAGCUUGAAGAAAUUGGUGUAUAUUGGCUUGAGGGACAUUGAUAGGGGAGAGAAGAAGAUUCUGAGGGAGCACGGGAUAAAGGCGUUUAGCAUGCAUGAUAUCGAUAAACACGGUAUUGGCCGAGUCAUGGAAAUGGCGUUGGGACAUAUUGGGCACGAUACUCCCAUUCACCUUUCCUUUGAUGUCGACGCUCUGGAUCCUCAAUGGGCCCCUAGCACUGGAACCCCAGUGAGAGGUGGCCUGACGUUGCGGGAAGGCGACUACAUCGCCGAGUGCGUGCAUGAGACUGGAAGUCUUGUUGCUAUGGAUUUGGUGGAAGUGAAUCCUUCUCUGGAGGCGGUAGGUGCUGCGGACACAAUCAGAGCGGGUUGCUCCUUGGUGAGGUGCGCGCUGGGCGAUACUCUCUUGUGA
Letharia columbiana is the source of this 975-nucleotide messenger RNA. RefSeq lists its product as uncharacterized. NCBI's taxonomy places the organism in Eukaryota, Fungi, Ascomycota, Lecanoromycetes, Lecanorales, Parmeliaceae. Gene Ontology annotation, cellular component: cytosol; cytoplasm; nucleus. Bases 1 to 975 code for a protein of 324 amino acids. The transcript has 3 exons. The record is from RefSeq and is a predicted model, not a curated record. Gene Ontology annotation, molecular function: manganese ion binding; arginase activity.